Musa acuminata AAA Group (dessert banana) is the source of this 1737-nucleotide messenger RNA. RefSeq names its product cytochrome P450 704C1-like. The record is from RefSeq and is a predicted model, not a curated record. NCBI's taxonomy places the organism in Eukaryota, Viridiplantae, Streptophyta, Magnoliopsida, Zingiberales, Musaceae. Gene Ontology annotation, molecular function: heme binding; iron ion binding; monooxygenase activity. The transcript is spliced from 5 exons. Bases 1 to 1551 code for a protein of 516 amino acids.
AUGGCUUCUCUGCUCCUCCACCUUGCGUUCUAUCUUCUGAAAGCAGCCUUGGCAGGGCUACUCUUGUGCGUUGUCGGAUGGAUCCUACUGUUCAUCGUCUUCUACGUCAAGGAGUCGAUCCAAGGUUCCAACAGACCUCCCAUCGCCGGCACCAUCUUCCACCUGCUGAUCCACUUCAACGCCGUCUUCGACUUCCAGACCGCCGUCGCUCGCCGGCACAAGACCUUUCGGCUGAUCGCACCCCCUCACAGCGAUAUCUACACGGCCGAUCCGGCCAACGUCGAGCAUGUUCUGAAGACCAACUUCUCCAAGUACAGCAAGGGGCAGGGCAACUAUACCGUCAUGAGGGAUCUGUUCGGCGAUGGGAUCUUCGCGGUGGACGGCGAGAAGUGGCGCCACCAGCGGAAGCUCGCCAGCUUCGAGUUCUCCGCCAGAGUCCUUCGGGACUUCAGCAGCGUCGUGUUCAGGUCGACCGCCGCAAAGCUGGCGCAGAAGAUCUCCGACGCCGCCGCCACCGCGAGUGUCUUCGACAUGCAAGAUCUUCUGAUGAAGGCGACGCUGGACUCGAUCUUCAAGGUGGGGUUCGGCGUUGAGCUCGACACCCUCUCGGGAUCGGAUGAGUUGGGGGCUCGCUUCAGCGAGGCCUUCGACGACGCCAACUCCAUCGUGUUCUGGAGGUACGUCGACGUCUUGUGGAAGGUCAAAAGGCGUCUCGACGUCGGCAUCGAGGCUCGGCUGAAGAGGAACAUCAAGGUGAUCGAUGACUUCGUGUUCCAACUCAUCCGCCGCAAGAGAGACCAGAUGAACAACGGCGAAGAAGACAAGAUGAGCAAAGGAGACAUACUGUCGAGGUUUAUACUGGCAAAGGAAAAGGAACCCGAAAGCACGAGCGAUUCGUACCUGAGGGACGUGAUUCUCAACUUCAUGAUGGCCGGGAAGGACACCACCGCGAACACCCUCACCUGGUUCUUCUACCUGCUGUGCAAGCACCCAUCGAUACAAGAGAAGGUCGCAGCCGAGGUGGAAGACGCGACCAAGGCGGAAGGAAACAAGUCGGACAUGGCAGAGUUCGCCAUGAGCUUAACCGACGAAGCCAUCGACAAGAUGCAGUAUCUCCAUGCCGCGCUCACCGAGACCUUACGGCUCUAUCCAGCUGUUCCUGUGGAUGGGAAGAGUGCAGACGAAGAUGAUGUGCUACCUGAUGGCUUCGAGGUGAAGAAGGGAGACGGAAUCACUUACCUGACCUACGCCAUGGGGAGGAUGACGUACAUUUGGGGUGAAGAUGCUGAAGACUUCAGGCCUGAGAGAUGGAUCGAGAAUGGAAGUUUCAAGCCGCAGAGUCCAUUCAAGUUUGUCGCCUUCCAUGCGGGCCCUCGGAGUUGCCUGGGGAAAGACUUCGCGUACAGGCAGAUGAAGAUUGUGGCCGCCGCCACCCUCCGUUUCUUCAGGUUCCAUCUGGAGGACGAGUCAAAGACCGACAGAUACAGGACAAUGUUUACUCUGCACAUACGUGAUGGCCUUCCUCUGCUAGCAUUCUACAGGCAAAUUUAGACUGAGCUACCUAUGCAUUGUAGUAGUUCAAGUGGCUCAGACCUCCUCAGAUGUCUCUAAACUAUUUGGUGUUGUGUGAUUGAGAUAGUAAAUACUCUUGGGAACUCUUAUAUACAGGUGUUUCCCCUAAGAUAGAAAACAUGCAUUUAUGGAUAUAGACUCAAAAUCAGUAGGAAAUUAAAAUUA